GCGCGGUCUCCAGGCAACGGCACCCGCGACGGCGCGGGGCUCCCGGCGGGACGGGGCGGCCAUGGAGCUGCCGCUCCUGCCCGGGUUCUCUCGCAACCGAAACAUAGGGAAAGAAAAGUUCCACAAGUCCCAGCACUGGGGUUACUGCAACAAUGUUGCUAUGCUGGUUGGAGAAGAUAAACCUGGAAUAGGAGGUGAACCAUUACCUGGUCAGAAGCCAAAACUUAAAUACAGUGCAUUUCCUGAAGGGAUAGGAAGUGAUGCUCCUGCUUGGGUGGCAUUUGACAAGCAGGUAUUGUCUUUUGAUGCCUAUUUUGAGGAAGAAGUACCUGACAAAAAUCAAGAGCCAUAUAGAAUCAGACAUUGUAAAAUAUACUUCUACCUUGAAGAUGAUACAAUUCGAGUGGUUGAACCCCAAGUGAAAAAUAGUGGCAUAACUCAAGGAACUAUUAUUCGACGGUGUCGGAUUCCACUUCCACCUCCUCAUGAAGAUCAAUUCUAUACUAUAGAUCAUUUCAAUAUCAACAUAGAAGUAAUCUUUUAUGCCCGAAGAUAUAAGAUUAUAGAUUGUGACCAGUUUACAAAAAAUUUCCUGCUGAAGAUGGGAGUUAGAUUAAAUCCUCCCGCAGCUCGUCCAGAUGAUCCGUACACCACAGAACGGAAAAAGAAUCUGGAUAGCAAGAAUCCAUUGCGUCCUUAUGAGCGCAUCGACACUUUGAAACAAUUUCUGGAGUAUGAUGGACAUGUUUUACGUUUUUUCUGUGUGUGGGAUGACCCAGAAUCCAAGUUUCAUGACCCACGGAAACUUGUUCUGCGCUAUUAUUUGGCUGAUGAUACUAUUGAUAUAAAAGAAAUUAUACCAGUAAACUCAGGCCGGGAUGCAGCUCUACGUUUUCUCAGAAGAGAUAAGCUUCCAAAGUAUGCUCCCACCGGACUGUAUCAGCCAGGCACCAUCACCAGUCGCACUAUUCUCAAUGUGUUUGGAAAGUUAGUAGGAAACAAAGGGAGAUACAUUCUGGACAAUCGUAAGACAGGAGCAGUGCAUCAGGAAUUUUACAGAGACAGUGACCUGAAAAUAGGGGCAGUAAUUAAUGUUUGGGGAAGGAAGGUGAUACUCUGUGACUGUGACGAAUUCACUAAACAAUAUUACAGGACAAAGUAUGGAAUCAUGGAUUUCACUCCAGUUUCACAUAAGGCUCCACCAUCUCCAAAACUGGAAAAAGUGUUUCCUCCUUAUAAUGGAUUUGGUUCUGAAGAGGAUUCUCUGUGCUCCUGUAUGGGUCUGCUUCUCAAACCUCCUAAAAAAGAUUUCAAGAAGUUCAUGGAGAAAGACAGAAGUGUCACGGAACGUAACAUAUUGCACUUUAUUGCAAAACUCAUCACAGAUAGUCCUAUUGAUAAGGAUCGUAAAUUCCUUAUUUCCUACUUCCUGAGUGAUGACACCAUUUCAAUUUUUGAAUAUAAACAGCGAAACACAGGGAUACUUGGUGGGAAGUUCUUGCGAAGAGGUCGCAUUAAGAAGCCUGGGCAGGAGCUCUUUAAGAGUGAGCCAUCGGAAUACUUCAAGGCUCAGGAUCUGUUUGUUGGAGCCAAAGUUUGUUUCCAUGGUCACAACUUUCUUUUGGUGGAUGCUGAUGAGUACACGUUCAACUACAUGGAGAGGCAUGCAAAUGAGUUCCCUGUGGCUGAUAUUGGUGUCAUCAUCAAGAAACUGAAAGAUGUGACCAAACCUCGUUCCCAAGAAAUCAGACAGGCAUUUGCAGCCGCUGACCCUGGGCAUACCGAGACGAUUAAGUAUGAUUCUUUCAGAGAUUUGAUAGUCAGUAUCACUGAUGAGACAUUUUUGGAACAUGAAAUUGUGACUCUCGGGCGCUAUUACAGUGUGAGAGAUGAAUGUGAGGUAGACAUCCACUUCCUCCUCGCAGUGGCUCAAGAAAAACUAAAGAAAAAUAGAUUUGAGAAUUUUGAACAAUUAUCUUCAGUCUUUAUAUACAAUGACCGUGAAAAAUGUGGAGUGCUGCCCCGUGAGAAGUGCAGGACUAUUUGCAAGUCCUUUAGGUUGCCACUGGCCGAUGAUGAUCUGCAAGCUUUACUGACCAUGUUUGAAGAUGACAGAAAGCAAGUGGAAUAUAAGAAGUUUGUGGAUGGGCUGAACUGGAGAAAGAAUCAAAUCCCUGCUUUCCAGGCAAUAAAGGUUCCUUUCAAGAAUGAAGAUGACUGGAGCAGACAGCCACCAUCCAUUCCUGUGAAAGGCGUCGAAUACUUAUCUCUUCUGGAUGUUCUGUUUGGCAAGGAAGAAUAAUCUGACCUGUGCAAGGCACUGGUUUUGAAUUAGUGUUUCAGCUCCAAAGCUUACUUAAACAGAUAUUGAAAACAUUCCUUGUAAAACAACAACAAAAAAUCAGAUAUGUGUUUUAUCGCAACUCAUUUCUUAUUCCAACAGAGAUGUAUACUUCGUGUGCAACUUUUUGUUGCUCCUUGUGAAUCAACAGUACUCUUUCAUGCUUAUACAAGCAUAAUUAAAACUGUAUCCUCUAAUCUUUGUGUCUGGUUAUAUGGAGAAUUUACAAGCAUUGAGAAAUCUUUGAGUCAAACAGAGCAAAAUCUGACUGACCCUACUUUGUUCUGCAAACAAAAAAGGUUGUUGGAUGACCUCUUAAAACAUUAGGUCAGAUUAUAUUAGUGUGAUAAGGUAAUUCCUUUCAAAUUUCCUUUCUUGCCCUUUAGCUUGUGCCUGUGUUUUUGCUCUAUCCCUGUGGUGAUUCAUAAGCAUUGUUUGUGUCAAAGUUUUUUAUGUUAUGAAGGAAAUACUAGCAAGGUUUUAGCACCGUAUAAAGUUGCUCUGGUAUCAGAGAUAAUUAUAGCCUUCCAAUUUACAAGUAAAUAUUUUGCAGACAUGGCACAGAAGCUAUCAGUUCUUGCUUUUUGAUUUAAAUGUGACUUGGAUUAGUAGCCACCCAGGUUUAGUGGGGUGAGACAUGUAUGAAGAGAAGGUUUUUCAGGACACUUUUAGUGUGCAGCUUUCUUGCAGUAGUGGUGUACUUGACCUUUGAAAAUUAACUGAUGCCUCUCUCUUUGCUCGAAAUCACACUGAUUAAGUGGAAUUCCUGUUAGCAUUUUUGUAUCUUUUUAAGCUUAUGCCAGCUC
Messenger RNA from Cuculus canorus (common cuckoo), 3147 nucleotides. RefSeq names its product EF-hand domain containing 2 (gene EFHC2). NCBI's taxonomy places the organism in Eukaryota, Metazoa, Chordata, Aves, Cuculiformes, Cuculidae. The transcript has 15 exons. The record is from RefSeq and is a predicted model, not a curated record. The coding region runs from base 62 to 2302 and encodes 746 amino acids. Gene Ontology annotation, biological process: regulation of neuron projection development. Gene Ontology annotation, cellular component: microtubule.